Messenger RNA from Suillus bovinus, 735 nucleotides. RefSeq lists its product as uncharacterized. Lineage: Eukaryota; Fungi; Basidiomycota; Agaricomycetes; Boletales; Suillaceae. The coding region runs from base 1 to 735 and encodes 244 amino acids. The transcript is spliced from 4 exons. The record is from RefSeq and is a predicted model, not a curated record.
AUGGCCUAUUCAGAUGGUCAGGUCACUGCUGGAGAUAUUUCUCGUGCCCUAUUCUAUGCCAAUUUGUGUUUGUUGGCCAUGCGCCUGUAUGUGGACAAGAGCUUUUCCACUUCCCUUCUUGGAUAUGCAGAAGCUUUUCACAAACUCAUGAAAUGGGAAAUGGAGACCUUUGUCACGCCUUUCAUCAAUAUAUCCUUCCUCAGCAGGUGCUCCGCUGUCAUUCCAACACCCCUUCAUCAUGUGAUUGCAAUCAUGAUCGCACAUACAUUGGUGGACCGGCAGCCGGAUGUCACUGAGUUUUUGAUGGAUAUUAAAGCAUUGAACCUCUCUGUGCACUGCAAGGAGUCAGAUGAAUAUGACAUUGCUCGUAUGCCCGACUACUUUAAUGCAUGGUGGAAGGACAAUCUUGCCUCUUGCAAGGUGUCAGACAUGUUGCCAAAGUCAUCUGUCCAAGAUGUGAUGGAGUUGGUUGAGGGCCAUUUUGUAGAACUUCCAGAUCAUGUGGAAACCGGCCUUCUUCCAUAUAUGCUCAAGCUUGGUCCGACGGCAAUUGGUAAAGAUCUCAUGGAAAUAUUGCAAGGGAGAAUGAUGAAACUUGCACAUUCAAGUGAUAGGUUGGCACACUUAGCUGGGCCGGUUGAGGAGAUCACAAGGGCUGUGGUUUCCUCACAGACGCUCAUGGACCGGUUGAAUGCAGAUGACAGUGCAUCCAAAGGACAGUCGAGCAUAAUGUGA